This is a messenger RNA of Cajanus cajan (pigeon pea), 3286 nucleotides long. RefSeq names its product transmembrane kinase 1 (gene TMK1). Gene Ontology annotation, biological process: protein phosphorylation. The record is from RefSeq and is a predicted model, not a curated record. Lineage: Eukaryota; Viridiplantae; Streptophyta; Magnoliopsida; Fabales; Fabaceae. Gene Ontology annotation, molecular function: protein kinase activity; ATP binding; protein binding.
AUGCAAACGAGAGUAGUAGUAGAGGAGAGGAGAGGGUGUGAAUCUUUGGUGAUGAGGAAUGGUGAUGACAGGCAGAUACCUGGGGCCCACAUCCCAUGUGCUUCUUUCUAUCUUUCUAAUUCCUAGGCAAAAUGCAAUAUGCACUCUCACAUCACACUCCUUCUCUAACUAAACCAAACAACAACAUGUACCCUCUGGCAGCCGUCGCCAUGUUGAUCUUCCUCGUCAUGGCAACCUCCGAAGCCGACGACACAGCAGCAAUGCUCUCCCUCAAGGAAGCCCUCAACCCGCCGGGAUGGUCCGACCCCAACCCCUGCAACUGGCCCCACGUCGGAUGCUCCGACGAGAACCGGGUGACCCGGAUCCAAAUCGGGCGCCUCAACCUCCAAGGCACGCUCCCCAACGCCCUCAACAACCUCACUCACUUGCAGCACCUCGAGUUCCAGUUCAACAACAUCUCCGGCCCCCUCCCCUCCCUCUCCGCCCUCACCAACCUCCGCGUCCUCAUCGCCGCCAACAACCGCCUCACCGCCCUCCCCUCCGACUUCCCCGCCGCCCUCUCCCAGCUCCAAGCCCUCGAGAUCGACAACAACCCCUUCCAGCCCUGGCACAUUCCCCACUCCCUCCCCAACGCCUCUUCCCUUCAGAACUUCUCCGCCAACUCCGCCAACCUCAUCGGCACCCUCCCGGACUUCUUCUCCUCCGACGCCUUCCCCGGCUUGACCCUUUUGCACCUCGCCUUCAACAGCCUCGAGGGAACCCUUCCCUUCAGCUUUGCUACCUCCCAGAUUCAGUCUUUGUGGCUGAAUGGGCAGAAGAGUGAGAAUAAGCUUGCUGGGACUCUUUCUGUUCUGCAGAACAUGACUUUUUUAACCGAGGCUUGGUUGCAUUCAAAUGCCUUCACCGGCCCCUUGCCCGAUUUUUCCACCUUCAACAGUUUGCAGGUUUUGAGUUUGAGGGAUAACAGGCUUACCGGCCCUGUUCCGGGGUCCUUGCUGGGGCUUAAGUCGCUUAAAGUUGUCAACUUGACUAAUAAUUUUUUUCAGGGUGCAAUGCCUGUGUUUGGGGAUGGGGUUGAGGUGGACAAUGGGAAGGAUUCCAAUAGUUUUUGUUUGCCGGGUCCUGGGGAUUGUGAUCCCAGGGUGGGGCUGCUUCUUUCUGUUGUCAGGUCUUUUGGGUAUCCUCAGAGGUUUGCUGAGAGUUGGAAGGGGAAUGAUCCUUGUUCUGAUUGGAUUGGGAUUACUUGUAGUGAUGGGAAUAUAACUGUUGUUAAUUUUCAGAAGAUGGGGCUCAGUGGUGUGAUAUCGCCCGAGUUUGCUAAGAUUAAGUCCUUGCAGAGGCUUGUGCUGGCUGAUAACAAUCUCACUGGUGUGAUUCCGCAGGAGCUUGCUACUUUGCCUGUGCUUACUCAAUUGAAUGUUGCCAACAAUAGGCUUUAUGGGAAGGUGCCCAGUUUUAAGAGUAAUGUGGCUGUGACUACGACUGGUAAUGUUGAUAUAGGGAAGGAUAAGAGCAGUGAGUCACCUCAGGGUUCGGUGUCUCCCGCGGACGCCAAGGGAGGAGAUGGUGGAGGUUCGGGAUAUGGUGGAAGAAAGUCUUCUUCCCAUGUGGGAGUGAUCGUGUUUUCAGUGGUAGGAGCUGUGUUUGUUGUUUCAAUGAUUGGUUUCUUGGUUUUCUGCUUGUUUAGGAUGAAGCAAAAGCAGUUGAGCAGGGUCCAGAGCCCUAAUGCGCUGGUUAUUCAUCCCAGGCAUUCUGGAUCGGAUAACGAGAGUGUGAAGAUAACGGUUGCAGGUUCAAGUGUCAGUGUUGGUGGUGCUAGUGAGACGCAAACCAUUCCCGGCAGCGAGGUGGGAGAUAUUCAAAUGGUUGAAGCGGGAAACAUGGUCAUUUCCAUUCAAGUCCUGAAGAAUGUCACUAACAAUUUCAGUGAGAAGAAUAUAUUGGGACAAGGUGGCUUUGGAACUGUUUAUAAAGGUGAACUCCACGAUGGUACAAGGAUUGCCGUGAAGAGAAUGGAGUCCGGGGCGAUAACUGGGAAGGGUGCCGCAGAAUUCAAGUCUGAAAUCGCUGUUUUGACCAAGGUUCGCCACAGGCAUCUUGUUGCUCUUCUUGGUUACUGUUUGGAUGGGAAUGAGAAGCUUCUUGUGUACGAGUACAUGCCUCAGGGGACGCUAAGUAGGCAUCUUUUUAACUGGCCAGAGGAAGGAUUGGAACCACUGGAGUGGAAUAGAAGAUUGACCAUUGCCUUGGAUGUGGCAAGGGGUGUUGAGUACCUCCAUGGUUUGGCCCAUCAAAGCUUCAUACACAGGGACUUAAAACCUUCGAACAUUCUCCUUGGAGAUGAUAUGAGGGCCAAGGUUGCUGAUUUUGGUCUUGUGCGGCUUGCUCCAGAAGGAAAAGCCUCUAUAGAAACAAGAAUUGCUGGAACUUUUGGAUAUUUGGCGCCAGAGUAUGCAGUUACAGGUCGUGUGACAACUAAGGUUGAUGUGUUCAGCUUUGGAGUAAUACUGAUGGAGCUGAUGACAGGAAGAAAAGCGCUUGAUGAAACCCAACCAGAGGAUAGCAUGCACCUUGUAACAUGGUUCCGCAGAAUGUCCAUAAAUAAGGACUCAUUCCGCAAGGCCAUUGACCCCACAAUUGAGCUCAAUGAGGAAACGCUAGCCAGUAUUCACACCGUAGCCGAGUUAGCAGGCCACUGCUGCGCAAGGGAGCCAUAUCAAAGACCUGACAUGGGUCAUGCUGUUAAUGUGCUUUCUUCUCUUGUGGAACUCUGGAAACCAUCUGAUCUAAACUCCGAAGAUAUAUAUGGCAUUGACCUUGACAUGUCCUUACCACAAGCACUUAAGAAGUGGCAGGCUUAUGAAGGUAGAAGUCAAAUGGAGUCUUCUUCUUCCUCCUCUCUUCUUCCAAGCUUGGAUAACACACAAACAAGUAUACCUACACGCCCUUAUGGAUUUGCUGAUUCUUUCACGUCAGCAGAUGGUAGGUGAUCAUGCUUGCUUGUAAAUAUUUGUAAGGUGUUUCUUACUUUCUUUAGUGUGUAUGUUUAUUCCCAAGUCCUUGCUUCUUGCUGGCUUUUCUUUGUGCACUUGUUUAUCAUUUUCAUGGUGUAGUUCUCCUCCUUGAUUAAUUUACACCAUAUUUAGCACUUGUUGAGGACUUUUGCUGACAAGCUGGGAAGAGAUUCUCAGCUGAGGAUGUAUUUUCAUCAUCUCACAUUCAUGUUUUUGCCCACCUUUGAGUUAAUUUUGAGAUGUGUAAAUCAAAUAUCACUCUUGAGCUUCCA